This is a messenger RNA of Penaeus vannamei (Pacific white shrimp), 5349 nucleotides long. NCBI's taxonomy places the organism in Eukaryota, Metazoa, Arthropoda, Malacostraca, Decapoda, Penaeidae. The record is from RefSeq and is a predicted model, not a curated record.
AUGAGGCCUUUCCAACGCAUCCGGACGAGUGCUGCUAGGGACUGGGCUGCCUUCCACUUUUCGAAUGGAAAGAAAACUGAAUAUUUCUUGGCUGUUGCUAACGAAUUUAGCUUUGAUGCUGCUGGCAGGAAGAACUACAACAUCGACUCCAUCAUCUAUAGGUAUGAUGAGGCCAGUGAAAAAUUCCUACCUUUCCAGUGCAUUCCAACCCAAGGCGCAUACCAGUGGAUAACCUACAAGGGAGUGCAUGGGGAAGUGCUGUUGGGAGUGGUAAACGGUGCAUCUGGUGUGGCCUUCUACCAGUACAAUGGAUGGAGAUUCGUCAGAAUAAAUAUCCCAGUGUCGGCUCCGGGCGUAGAAUGGGCAUGGAUUGGAAACCUUCCAAAUACCCUGAAUGAGGUACUCUUCAUGAUGUCGUCAAGCCAGGCAAAUCCACGACCAGCCUCUUCUUACCUGGAGUUCACUUACCAGAAUCCACUUGGGACCUACCACAAUGCUACUGCUGAGUGGUGUUCUGCAUACAAGACUGAAAUGACCAAUGACGGACUAUCACAGCUGGUUUUGGAUGUGGAACAGGCCCCCAAGACUAACGAAAGCUAUACUUUCACAAAACCUGUACACAUCGAUGGCAGCCUUACUCUUCCUGCAGGCUCGGCAGUAUCGGAAGUGAGAGAUAAAAGCUCUCGAAAUAAAUUAGGAGGCGUUCAGAACACCGUUUCUCAAUCCAGAUCUAUUAACAGUCCCAACCUGGAUGGACUUCACUUUGCCAACCUGGUUACUACCUGCAGUACACCAGGAUGUAUUGCAAGCACAGUAGAUUCUCUGACGGCAAACACGGUCAAUGGCGUCUCGGCAUCUUACACGGGCAUUGCUCUAUUGAACAACACCAAUGAGAAGCUGGACCUGACCUUUGCUGAUGUAGCACUGGCAGGAGGUGCAGUUUGCUCUGUUACAAAUAUAAAGGCGCAUGACACGGCCGUCAUUCCCAUGAACGAGCUAGUAACCCUCCACCAGGACCACACCAUAACGGCAGAUGUUACCUUCAACAAGGUUCUGGCAGAUAACAUGCAGGUUUCUGGUACAGUUGAUGGCUUGACUGUGGAUGAUUCUACACUUCUACUGACCUACGGCACACAAACUGUAAAUGGACUGGUAACGGUAGAUGGUGUCGAUACCACACUAAUAACGACAACAAACGUCAAUAGCAGAAACUUCAAUGACUUCAUAGAUUCGCUGAUUGUGAAUGGUACAACCGACUCAUUCCAAGGAUUACUAGAAGUGGGUGACGACUUGAUUGCCCCCAACAUUGAUACUUUGGAAGAUAUGAAGCCCCUCAACCCUGUAGACGUGGAGGCUCGUGCCCUCUUCCACACAAAGACCAGUACCCAAGUUGUUACAGGUCUUCAUAGUGUUGGCAACCUGGAAGCAGUUAAUGGAGUUUGGUUUGACCAUCUAAACGGUGUUCUUGUACCAGAUGAUGUAUUCCUUAAGGAUGAAACGGUAACCGUCUCUGCUCCAACCACUUUCGACUCCAUUACCGCUACUAGUAUACAAGUAACCAAUGCCAUGAAUGAUGUGAAGCAAGUGGGAGGUAGCUUGGAAUUCCUGUUGCUUGAUAAGGAUGCAACACUAACAAGCAAGACUUUCACUGAUCUAACCCUGGAGAAAGACUCUACUGUGGCGAAGCUAGUAGCUGGCUACGACUUGGAUUACCUAGCAAAGGGACUUCAUGAAAAGUUCUUGCAGGAUCUCAACUCUGGAAGAGCUGUGAAUGGUUCGGUGAUCUUCGAGAAAGAACUGCAUGUUACCAGUGACAAGAUCCAUGGUGUUAGUAUUGGCAAGAUCCGGGAUACUGCUAUUCCCCUCACUGCCACAAGCUUGAAUCCUGCUCUGACCUUUGAAAAGCCUGUUCCGAUUGCUGGUGCCAUGACGGUGUCUUCUACCAUUAAUGGAGUUGCAAAGGAUGACUAUGUACUGCUAGACUCUGACCACACCAUCGUCUCUCCAAAGACCUUCGUGUCGGAUAUGGAGUGUCGUGAAGAUGUGACGGCAGGUCUGGUCAGUGGUUAUAACCUGGCUAAGUUUGCAAAGGAUGUAGUUCUCAAGAAGGGACCUGCACAGAUCAUUGUCCAAGAUCUGUCGAUGGCCUCUGCAGAUGUGAAUGGGGACCUGAAUGUUGCAGGUCAAAUAACGAUUGGAGGUGUAAACUUUAACAAUGUGGUUGCUCUUAAUGCAACUGAGACUGUGAGAGGCAAGAAGACUUUCACAAAUGUAGAAGUAACCUCUUCAACAUCUGCCGGUGCUGUGAAUGUAGGAGACUUCGGAACCGUCGAUGGAGUAGUGGUCAAGGAGAUCUUCUUUGAUGACAGCCUGAGGAAAUCUGUAACUUCAACCCAGGAGUUGGUUGGUAGGGCCAUGGACACCAUAAUAGCACAAAAUGCCGAGGGAACAGACCUUGCAGGUUUUGAACGAAAGGUUGUGUACAAGGAUGAUAUUGAAACCAUUUCUGGUGCUCUAACACUUGAAGGUUCUGUUUCGAUCGCCUCUCUGAACUUCGAAAGUGACUUUGAUGGUGUUUCUGAAGCUGCAUACAAGUCUGCUUGGCUCCUUAAUGAGGGUCCCCAGACUUUGACUGGAAGCAACUCUCUUGCAAAUGUUGAUGCAUCUGCUGUGAACUUCCAAGGAAUCUAUGUAGAUGGUGUGCAUCUUGGCCGAUUGCAUACAGUGACCGCUAAGAUUGAUGAACAAACAACACUGAACUCUACAACAUUUGACCAGGUCGAAUCCCUGUCUGGAAUUACCUUGGAUGGAACUAUCCAGGGGUGGCAUCUUCAUGAGCAAGCCUUGCAGUCUUCCUCAAAUCAUCAAAGGGUCACUGGCAAGAAAAGAUUUACAAACCCAGUCCACAUCAAAAACAGUAUUACGGUAGACGAAAAUGUAAUUAUUCCUAGAGCUGGUGGAAGUCCCCUUGUGCUUGAAAUGAGCCAGUUCUGUGAUGCCUUCAUGCAGAAUGGAAAGGUCCUGGGAGAUCUUGUGGUAAAUGGUAAUGCGGUGUUCAAUAAGGACUUGGAUAUCAGUAAGUCCUUCAACAAUGAAGAUGUUUCAACCCUUGCUAGUGUAUUCUGGUUGAGUGACAUGGAUAACACUGUAUCCAGUGUAAAGCAGCUGGAUACUGCCCAGGUUGCUGGGAAUGCAGAAGUAAUAAUGAAGGGUUUGAUAAAUGGAGAAGACUUCUCUACUUUAGCAUCUGAUGUCCUGAAGAACAAAUGUACAUCUCAAUCGGUAACUGCAUCUUGGAAUCUAGAUAACCUAGAGGUAUCUAGCUUGCAAACGGACACUGUAACAAAUAUUCUCUACUCGAUUCGGAUGUGGAUUCUGAGGACUGACAAAACCCAGACCAUCACUGGUGCAAAGACUUUCCCAGAGGUCCAGGUUGCAGGGUCUGUGGAUCUUGAUGGAACCCUCAAUGGAUUGGAUGUGAAGACCAACUUAGUCCAGUAUGGUAAGGGUGCAGAUAUAACUGCUCCCAAGACUUUCAAUCAAAAGCUGACUGUAAAAGGAGACUUGUCAAUGAGCAGUGGCAGCACUGUGCAGGGUGUUGAUGUAUCAGCAUUUGAAGAGUCUGCUGUGCUGCAUAACACUAGUGGUAUUACCAAGUCUAUCGGUGGAAUUACCACCUUCAAAGGCCUGGUCUUGAAGACGCUGGAAGUUGGAGGUACUGUUGACACUGUACAGGUAGAUAGUAAUACUAUACUCCUGACAAGUGGAGCACAAAGUGUGGCUGGCUUGGUGACGGUAUCUGUACCUGGACAAGACAAGGUGGUCUUUGUUGAUCAGAACCUGGAGGUCCAGGACCAAAUGUUCAACACCAUCAAGCUUGACAAGCUGUAUGGAGAUACGGUUGAUCUUGUAUGUGACUUGACCCGACUCCUGCAGGUUCGUGUUGAUGGCAGUAAAGAUACUAUUACAGCAGAAGUAACCUUCACAGCAUCUCCAACCUUCUCCAGUAUAACUCUUGAAAACCACCUUGUGAAUGGCUACAAUUUGACAGACCUAAUCUUGUUCCUUGAUGGGAAACACACCCUUGAUAACAUGGGAGAUCAUCUGGAAGAAGCAAUCCAGUCUUCACAAGACUCUAAUAUGGUGCUUGAAGAAAGACCUACUGACCUGUGGUACUUCUAUGAAACCAAAUUGCAAGAAACCUUGUAUAAACUACAACCAAUAACGUUGGCAAGUCCCUUGGGACACCGUUCCAUCGAUGCAUUUGUUGGCUUGAACUGGGAAGACACCAGUAUCCAGAUUUAUGGGCCUGAGCUUGGAAGGAAGUCGUUGGCUGAUGAGCUGAAGGACCUCUGUGAGGAAAAGGAACCCUUGGAUGUGUUGGCAGCCUUCCCACCAACAAGUACUAUUAGCAUUCCUAAAGCCAAGGUAGCUGCAGGCUUGGGAAAUAAUCACUUGGCUGCAUGUGGAGAUUCGCUUGUAACUUUCCCAUAUGCUGCUGCACCAACAUAUCAACAGGUAAAAUGGCUUCUACUUGCCAGAUUGAACGAUGAACUGGACCAAGGAACUUCAUAUGGCCAUGUAUUCUCCCUAAACCAAAUCCAGUGCAAAACUGUCGUUUCCUUCAGCACAGUAUCCUGCAAAGAUUUAGUGCCAUUCCACCUGGAAAAUGGAAAAGACUGCUUGGCAGUGAUUGAUCAUGGAACCACAUCAGAAGUGAUCUGUGGAACUGCACAGACUGGAUACAGGCUACUGAACUACCUGGGUACUAAACGUGCAGUAAAGGGAGCAGCAUUUACCUUGGGUAAUGAAUACCUGGUUGUGCUGGAGGAAGAUUCAUUCAGCUUUUCCUCAAACCUAAAGACCUUCAAAUAUGAUCUGCAUUCUAACACUAUGGUCUUGGAGUUAAACCAUGAUCUGCAAAAGGCUUCUCACCUGGAUGCCCUGGCUGGAAAUCAUAAAGCUUAUGUAGCAGUAACUCACAGUAUCUCCCCUGUUGCUGCAGGGGGUGUGGAUAUAUUCACUGUUACUGAUAAAUCUGGAUCUGUGGAGAUGAAGAAAAUGCAGACUAUAAAGGUGCCUGGUGCUCUUGCAAGCAAUUUUGGAGAAUUGGCCAAGUAUGAUGUGGGUCUCUUCGUCCAGACAGAGCACGGUGUUCACGUGUAUGUUUUGAAGGGAAUGCAGUUCGUGCAUGAAAGGAUGGUUAAAACUGUACCUGCACGGAAACCCUUCUCGUUCCCAUUCUUCCAUACUGGCCAGAAUACGACCUUCCUUCUGUAUGCCGGAAAUGAUCUUGAUGGACAUCUAGAAAGGAAUGCAAGAGUGUAUGAAGCAGUCUACAGGCCUUAG